Sphaeramia orbicularis (orbiculate cardinalfish) is the source of this 3861-nucleotide messenger RNA. It is a transcript of the gene aebp1a, whose product is annotated as AE binding protein 1a. Gene Ontology annotation, biological process: regulation of DNA-templated transcription; peptide metabolic process; protein processing. The record is from RefSeq and is a predicted model, not a curated record. NCBI's taxonomy places the organism in Eukaryota, Metazoa, Chordata, Actinopteri, Kurtiformes, Apogonidae. Gene Ontology annotation, molecular function: metallocarboxypeptidase activity; DNA-binding transcription repressor activity, RNA polymerase II-specific; zinc ion binding. The transcript is spliced from 20 exons. Bases 421 to 3465 code for a protein of 1014 amino acids.
AUGAGAGAGAAGAGGAGGAGGAGGAGGAGGAGGAGGAGGGAGGUGUGUUGCUGUUGCCGCUGCUGCUCAAAACUACUCCAGACAGAUGCAUUUCCUCCCCUCCAACUCUUCCAGGAGGCUGCUCUAAAACUCCCAGCACUAAAAAGUUUUGCAGCUCUCUGCAUGCUGACACUCCAUCAGAAAGGAAGCAGCUCUGGUGUCUCAUCAUUUUGUUCUCAGUGUCUGCAGAAGGCAUGACUUUCGAGAGUUCAUAAGGACUUCAAAGUCUGGUGGCCAGAGCUUUGCAUCUGCAGGUCAGAUGUUGUGAGUCUGCCCUGACAUUCAGAGUUUAGUUUUACAGCUGGUUCCAUAUACGAGGGGAGUUCCUGGAGUACGCUGGGUCUGUCUCAUCCCAGUCACUGGAGUGUUUCCAUCAGCGAGAUGAGGACUGAGGUGUUUGUCCUUUUGGUAGCUGUGAGCCUGUGCUGCGCUUUGGUUUGGGCUGGUGAAGAUGUAAAGGAGAAGGAUCUAGACGGAGUCCAGGUCCAGGUGAGAGAGGCCCGAGGACUGGUCAAGAACAGGAGACAGGUAGAGGACAGGAAAAUGUCAGAUGAGCCCGCUGAAGUAGUGGAAGAGGAGAAGACAAAACCAAAGAAGAAGAAAACACCUGAGGAAAUAGAGGCAGCCAGGGCAAAGAAAGCAGCAGAGAAGGAGGCAAAAGCCAAGAAACAGAAAGGCCCUAAGCCCACCAAAAAGCCCAAAGCCCCAAAACCUACCAAAAAACCCAAGACACCAAAACCCACAAAGAAGCCCAAGGCUACGAAGAAACCAAAGGCAACAACACCAACGAUGGCAACAACUACAACCACCACCACCACCACCACUACUGUGCAGCCAGACAUUAAACAUCCCAGUCUGGAGGAGGAAGAGGAGAAACUGUUCAUUGAACUCGGCUGGGACAAAUUGUUUCACCCUGUCACCACAAAGGCAUCUGAGUGGGAGGAGCCUGUGGAGCCAGACCUGGAUAAGAUGCGUCGAAACAAACAAACUACAACUACUGAGGUCAUCAUGUACAUACCAGAGGAAACCACUGCCAUCCCAUACAUUGGUCCAUGGUACGAAGAAUAUGACUAUGCGGAUUUGGCAGCGAAAAAACAAGAAGAGGAGGAGGAGAGAGCUCGAAAGGAAAAAGCAGAAAAAGCUGAGCGGCUGCGGAAGCAGUGGGAGGAGGAAGAAGAGGAGAGACUGAGGCAGAUUUCUGUGCCUGCUGAACCAAAGAAGUGUCCUCCUCUGGGCUUGGAGUCUCACCGUGUGGAAGACGACCAACUGCUGGCUUCCUCUCAGGGUCACCACGGCUUCACGGCACAAAGGGGACGCCUCAACAUGCAGGGUUCUGAGAAUGAAGAUGAUCUGUAUGGAGGAGCUUGGUGUGCAGAGCCAGAGGAAAAAGACCACUGGUUUCAGGUUGAUGCUCACAAAGAAGUGGAGUUCACAGGGGUCAUCACUCAGGGAAGAAACUCAGAACAACACGAGGAUUUUGUGUCGUCCUAUUUCGUGGCCUUCAGCAAUGACAGUCGUGAUUGGACGAUACUUCAUGACGGCUAUGCAGAAUGGUUGUUUUAUGGAAAUGUGGAUAAAGACACCCCAGUGAUGAGUCAGUUUGCCACUCCUGUGGUGGCACGCUACAUCCGCAUCCUGCCUCAGAGCUGGAAUGGCAGCCUGUGUCUCAGAGCAGAGAUCCUGGCCUGUCAACUACCAAGCAGCUACCAAAGUGAGAAUGAAGUCAACCCAUCAGACGACCUGGACUUCAGACACCACAACUACAAAGAGAUGAGACAGAUGAUGAAGGUGAUCAACGAGGAGUGUCCAAACAUCACCAGAAUCUACAACAUCGGUAAAAGCUCCCAGGGCCUGAAGAUGUACGCCAUGGAAAUCUCUGACAACCCAGGGGAGCAUGAGACAGGUGAACCAGAAUUUCGUUACACAGCUGGUCUCCAUGGCAACGAGGCACUGGGUCGUGAACUGCUUCUCCUGCUGAUGCAGUUUCUGUGCAAGGAGUACAAUGAUGAAAACCCAAGAGUGCGCCGUCUGGUGGACGGAGUGAGGAUACACCUGGUGCCCUCACUUAACCCUGACGCUUAUGAGUUGGCCUAUGAGAUGGGCUCAGAGAUGGGGAACUGGGCACUGGGUCACUGGACUGAAGAGGGCUACGAUAUCUUCCAGAAUUUCCCAGAUCUCAACAGCAUCUUAUGGGGGGCCGAGGACAGAGGCUGGGUCCCACGUAUAGUACCCAAUCAUCACAUCCCCCUCCCAGAAAACUUCCUCAAUGGCUCUAUUGCUGUUGAGACAAAGGCCAUCAUAUCCUGGAUGGAGCGCAGCCCCUUUGUGCUGGGAGCUAACUUACAGGGGGGAGAAAAAAUGGUUUUGUACCCAUUUGACAUGCAGCGUCCACCCAUUUCUCUAACGGACAACCGCCGUUGGAGAUCAAACACUGAGAUGAACGACGAGACCUGGGCCCGCAUUCAGAGGCAGAAUGAGGGGGCUCUGAGGGAGACACCAGAUGAUGCCAUGUUCCGCUGGUUGGCAAUGUCAUAUGCUCACAGCCACCUCACCAUGACAGAAACCUACAGAGGCUCCUGCCAUGGCGAUGACGUGACCGGGGGCCAGGGUAUCAUCAACAGAGCCAGCUGGAAGCCAACGGUGGGCAGUAUGAAUGACUUCAGCUACCUGCACACCAACUGCUUCGAGCUCUCCAUCUUCUUAGGCUGUGACAAGUUCCCCCAUGAAAGUGAACUACCUCUAGAGUGGGAGAACAACCGCGAGUCCCUGCUGUCUUUCAUGGAACAAGUAAAUCGUGGUAUAAAGGGCAUAGUGAAAGAUGUGGAAGGAAACCCACUGUCUAAUGCCACCAUAACAGUGGAGGGAAUAAGGCACGAUGUCAGAACUGCUGCAGGCGGUGAUUACUGGCGGCUGCUGAACCCUGGAGAGUACCGAGUAACAGCCAAGGCUGACGGCUACACCCCUCAGACCAGACUCUGCAUGGUGGGUUAUGACACUGGAGCCACUCCAUGCAGCUUCACCUUACCCAAAUCCAACUGGGACCGCAUCAAACAGAUCAUGGCGCUUAGUGGCAAGAGGCCCAUUCGACUUGUCCCUAAGAAGGUGACGACUCCAUCCACCACUACAGUCGUCCCCACCACAGAAAGUCAUAUCAGCGCCCAGAGGUCAGAGCGCCUCAGGCGGCUCAGGCUGCUGCGUUUACGCAGGAUGCGUAUGCAGAGACAGAGAGGCAGGCUCAGUACCACUCCUGUUGCCACGACAACAACAACAACAGUUCCUACAACAAUACCUGAAACCGAGAGCACAACUUCCUGGUAUGACUCCUGGUUUCCUGUGGACAACUGGUCAACUGAGAACCCGUUCGAUAGCAUCAACUUUGACUCGGUGCCGACACAGGACUAUCCUUUUGAAUACACUAUUGAUUGAUUCCUACACCCAGAGAUCCUACAUUUAUAUCAUUAAGCACUGCAGCGUCACAGCUUUUCACAUACACAAUCAUUAUUUAGUCUUUGGAAGGUUUUGAAGAUUUGACGUUUGGCGAAGGCUGUAAUUUUAGAAGCACGUCCCUAAGAUUGUUAUUUUUGGAAAAACUUUACAGAGAAUUUAACUGUAAAAAAGGGCCUCUGCUGAGCAGAGACUUUACAGCACAUUUGGCUCUUUGUUCAACAAAUCUAUAUACUCGAUAUACAAACAGUAUGCAGUUAGGCACUUCUCCAUAUGUAUAUCUUUUUGUAUGGCUAUACAAUGUGAAUGCUCCAUUCAAUUAAACUGAUUCAAUGUAAUGUUAACUGCAUUUGAUUAAAAUAAAGUUAUUUUAUAAAA